This is a messenger RNA of Populus trichocarpa (black cottonwood), 3117 nucleotides long. RefSeq names its product non-specific lipid transfer protein GPI-anchored 25. The coding region runs from base 2305 to 2901 and encodes 198 amino acids. The record is from RefSeq and is a predicted model, not a curated record. The transcript is spliced from 4 exons. Lineage: Eukaryota; Viridiplantae; Streptophyta; Magnoliopsida; Malpighiales; Salicaceae.
CUGAUUUUUCUUGUCCUGCUAAAUUACAUCAUAAACGAUUACCAAUUGCACAAAGACUACAGACUCGAAUUUCAAACCAGAUGGGAAAAAAUAAAUCAAAAUUCAAGCCUUUCUAUUCAUCCCACAGUCAUGCUUUAUCCAUGCCCAAGUCAUAAAAAUUUAGCCUUUCGGUUGGUUAAGUAAAAUCUACUGAUGGGUACCUUCACAUUUCCAUGACCCCUGACAAUCUGUGUGACUGGUCCUAAUUCACCAACCGAUACCUUGUUUACGGUCAUGCUUUCAGAUGUACAACUAGGAUUACCCAUUUAGUUAGUUUUGGAGUAAGUAAUUACUCUUUAGCGGUCUAACUAAGCAUGGGAAAACGAGAGGGUGACACUGUAAUAGCAUCUUUCACAGAAACACGAGCUGCUGAGUCUUGUAUGCUGUAGGGUGCUUUGUGAAAACAUUUAUGGUUGGCAACUGAACUCACACUUGUUGCGUUCUGUUUUUCAUCACGAGAAACAUAACUGUUUAAGAUUAUCAGAACUCAUUCACGGUUUAAGAUGAUCAUGUUAAGGAAAUGAGAAGGUUGGGAGGGCAGAAUGGAAUGAUGCGCACAGUUUACAGUUUGCAAACUACUCCUGCAGUAGCAGUGCUAGUUUUAUGGACACCAAAGAUCCUGUUAUUUGUUCAGUCAUGAGCUCUCAAGAACUGGUUCCCUUCAGGUUUAUUUGGGGCUUGGCUUUUGUGCUUGUCAUUUUAACUCCUGCUGUCAAAUGUCAAAUCCAAGGUUGCUCUAUUCAGGGUAUUGAUUUGGGGCUGUGUUUCAAUCAAACUAGUAGCUCAUUGUCCAUUAAUAGCACUUGCUGCGAAGUGCUUAACAAAGUUAUACGCAUUGGAUACAAUUGCCUGUGUUUGCUGGCAGCAUCAUACCUUCCUCCCUUGAGCACCUCAAUUAUAUUGCCUUUGCCAAAUUGCUUCAUAUUUGUGCCUCCUUUGACUCUCUGCCAAGUUCCAGCUCCGAAGCCAAUACUGUUUCCACCAAAUAUUCCAGAUGUGCUAGUCUCUCCACCUCCAAGUGAGAUGCAGGUUCAGUUGAACUCAACUAGAGAAGACAACUCUACAGUAGUGGCAACACAGCCACUUUCAUCAACAGAAAAUGUUUUUCCUAAAUUGAUUCUGUCAAGGGAGAACGGAACAUCAAAUGGGAGGGGCAAGACUGAUACGAUUUUGCUCAAACUCUUAGUAUCGUCCUUCGCUUCUUAUGGUUGUAUGUUAUUAGCUUAAUCUUCUCUUCUCAGCCUUAAACAGAAUAAAAGGCAUGUAAAGUUCAAAACAUGCACACCAUCGCUUUACGCUCUCUAAGAUUUUUGGUUAGAAAAUCUUGAGAGCAACGUUGGAUUUUUCUGAUAAUUGUUUUAAUCAUACCAGUCUCUCUAUGGUUUUCUUCAGAUCCUUUUAACCCUUGAAAUCGAUGACUGGUAAUACAAUUACAUUACACUGCUGCGAUCUCCCUCAUUGAAUUUGAACGCAUUGCUUGGUGUUGCACAAAAGGCUGGUGAAAAUUCUGUCUCUUCGUUUCUUUCUCUACAUAUUGUUAAACCUCUGCACACAAAGAAAGCUGACGCUAGAUUUUGAGAUAGGCUCGCUUGGCAGAUUAAAGAAGAACAAAAAGCUCCCUUGAAAGUUCAGGAACUGUUUAGUCAAUGAACAAGCAUUUGCAAGUAGAUGCACAGGAUUUGGCUGCCCCAUACAUAUACUGAUUAACAGCAGAAGUGUGAUAUAACUUGCAAGCUCCAUAUGACAAUUCAACAAAAUGUCAGAUGGGCAGAAUUAAGUUAAUCAACUACACAAUGAAUGCCUGAUUAACACCAAAAAAUGCUAGUGGUAUCAGAAAAAUUCUCUAAUGACUUUUUUUUUUUAUUUUCUUUUUCAACCUUUUAUUUAUUAAAUUAAAGGGAAAAUAGGUGAAACUGAACCUGUUCAUGUAAAUCCCAUAAACCAUCAGAUGCUAACACCACAAACUGUGCAUCAGGCCUCUCCUCUUCCUCAAAAUAUUGACCAUUGAGUGAACUGCUAAGGAUUUAGGGUUUUUUUUUUUUUUUGUAAAAUACAAAUACAGAGAAAUUGAUGGUCCCUCCACUAGAUAAAAAAAAACGCUGCCGUUCAGAAAAGAGUACACUGAUUACAAGGGCAUUUCCGUAAACUCUCGGGAAAGAAAAAACGAAAAUCCCCAUUCCCGCCAUUCAAACUCACUUCCUUUAUAAGGGGAACGCCCAUAACUGAUUAGUAACGAACAAAAACUCACUCUCUCUCUAGACUCACAUGACGAUCAUCAUUUUCCCAGCCGUUUUAAUCUCCAUGCUCCUCCUCCUCUCCGCUGCUGAACCAUCGCCAGCGUCACCACCUGGCUGCAGCGAUGAACUGGUGGCCUUCUCUCCGUGCCUCGGCUACGUCUCGGCACCGCCAAACAGAGUCACAGACACGGCGACUUCUCGGUGCUGCGAUGCCUUCUCUAAGGCAUUCAAUUCCAGUGACGGUAACUGCUUCUGCUACCUAAUCAAGCAGCCUCUAAUCUUCGGAUUCCCAUUGGAUGAAUCCAGAGUGAUUGCUUUGCCUUCUGCUUGCUCUCUAUCAAGUCCUGUAUCUUUGGACUCGCUCUGCUCAGGGUCACCAGCACUGCCCCCUCUCCGAGGCCGGACAGCUUCAAUGCCUGGUCCUGAUGAUCAUCAUCCAUUAGCACCAAGUUUGCCACCAGAAUCUGUUGACGGAUCACCCGCAAGCCCAGUUUCACCUCUAGCACCAGCAUCGCAUUCAUCAGCAGAGAAACACAACAGCAACGGCUGGUUUCUACCUGGAGUCCUAACUUCCAUUGUAAUCUUCAAUCUGUACUGUUGCAAUCAUCGUAUGCUUACCGCUUGAUUGGCAUUUGAACUUUUGUUGUAAAAAGUAUGUCAGUGGAAAUUGGAUGUUCACAGGAAAUUUUGAAUUUUGAGAUGGCAACCGUUGUUAUUAUUAUUGUUAUUUUUUCUUUCCUUUUUGGCAAGAGGUAAAGCAUUCUUUGAGACCUACAGCAACGUCUCAUGAAACCCACUAUUUCUCUUUCAAAUUUUCAAAAUUAUAUAAUGUAAAAGUAAA